Chara braunii is the source of this 1221-nucleotide messenger RNA. Lineage: Eukaryota; Viridiplantae; Streptophyta; Charophyceae; Charales; Characeae. The record is from the annotation of a GenBank genome assembly.
GGUGCACCUCGUCGACCUCCUCUACCCCCACGUGGAGGCCGACAACUUAGAGGAUCCCACAUGCCACCAACAUUCGCCCCCAGGCGACCAAGCAGUUGUGGUGGUAUGCUCUGAUCGUAGAAUGCAUGUGGCUCCUAUUGCGGCCCCUGCUGGUCUUUCUGGUCCUCGGGUUGUUGCUCCUCUUCUUGCUGCUCCGCGUGCUGCUCCUCGUGCUGCUCCUCUUGCUGCUGCUCCGCGUGCUGUGCAUCCUCUUCUUGCUGCUCUUCCUCCCGUUGUUGCUGCUGCAACUGUUGAUCCUCUUGCUACUGCUGCUGCUCCUCCUCCCGUCCCUUCUCGUCCUGCUCGUCGUCGUGCUACUUCUCCUCCUGCUGCUCCUCUUCUUGCUUCUGCUUUUCCUGCUACUCCUCUUCUUGAUGCUCCUCAUGCUGCUCGUGCUGGCGCUGCCCCCGAGCAUUUAGUGAUGCUAUUUGAUUGCUGCAAUGUGUGGGAGGAAGAGGGAGAUCGGGAGAAGGAGGUGGAAGAUGAAGACUGGGAGGAGGACGACAAAGAGGAAGAUGGGGAGGAGGAGGAGGAAGAAGGUGAUGGGAAGGAGGAGGAAGAAGGUGAUGGGGAGGAGGACUCGGAGGAAGAAGCGAUGGGGAGGCGAGGAAGAGGGAGUUCGGAAGGAGGAGGUGGAAGAAGAAGAUCGGGAGGAGGAGGACGAAGAGGAAAAUUGGGAGGAGGAGGAAGAAGGCGAUGGGGAGGAGGAGGAAGAAGCGAUGGGGAAGGGAGGACGAGGGAGAUCGGGAGGAGGAGGUGGAAGAUGAAGAUCGGGAAGAGGAGGAUGAAGAGUAAGAUUGGGAGGAGGAGGAGGAAGAAGGUGAUGAGGAGGAGGAGGAAGAAGCGAUGGGGAGGGGAGGAAGAGGGAGAUCGGGAGGAGGAGGUGGAAGAAGAAGAUCGGGAGGAGGAGAACAAAGAGGGAGAUCUGGAGGAGGAGGCGGAAGAAGCGAUGGGGAAGGGAGGAAGAGGGAGAUCGGGAGUGGAUGAUAAGGGGGACGAGGAGGAAGAUGAAGAGGAGGAAGACGAAGAGGAGGAAGACGAAGAGGAGGAAGACGAAGAGGAGGAAGACGAAGAGGAGGGAGACGAGGAAUAUGGCGAUGGGGAGGAGGAGGAAGACGAGGAGUAGAUGAUAAGGGGGGGGAGGAGGAAGACGAAGAGGAGAAAGUCGACUUACCAACGAUG